Molecule: messenger RNA, 2477 nt
Organism: Punica granatum (pomegranate)
Lineage: Eukaryota; Viridiplantae; Streptophyta; Magnoliopsida; Myrtales; Lythraceae
Source: RefSeq, a predicted model, not a curated record
CUUGAUGCAUUGUCAGUUGUCCCCAGUUGGAUGGUUUCUCUCUCUAGGCAAUACACACACAGACAUGAGAUAGGAGGAGGAGGAGGAGGAGGAGGAGGAGGAGGUUGUGUAGAACAGUAGAACUGGAAGGGUGAUCAUUACACCCGCCACAACACAUAAUAAUAGUAGACUACUAGCCGAGCCAUGAAAUUAGUGCCAGUAGCAGUAGUAGGCGGAGGAGGAGGAGGGACGGAUCCAAUCAGCGGCUCAAUCGAUCUCCUGUCUUCUCUGCUGACAGCGAUCCCGCUGUGCCACCACUUCAGGCCCAAAUGGUCGCUUGUCAGGGCCAAGCUCUCCGAUCUCCAAUCCCUGCUCGCCGAGUUCUCUCACCUCCCCUUCUCCGCCUCCAACCCCCUCUCCCUCGACCUCCUUCGCUCCCUCUCCCACACCCUCUCCGACGCCCUCUCCCUCGCUGACCUUUGCCAGACCCCGUCCCUCCCUGCCGGCAAGCUCAAGACCCAGAGCGAGCUCGACUCCGUCCUCACUAGGCUUGACCGCCACAUCGCCGACGCCGGCGUCCUCGUCAAGAGCGGCGUCCUCCUCCAGUGCACCGCCCCCGCCCCCCUCGCCAGCUCUAACCCUUCUCCCUCCUCCUUCAAGAGGGAAGCAGUCCGGGCCGAGUCCAGGAACCUCAUUACCCGCUUGCAGAUUGGAGGCCAUGACUCCAAGAACUCCGCUAUGGACUCCCUGCUGGGUCUCCUCCAGGAGGAUGAUAAGAACGUGAUGGUCGCCGUUGCGCAAGGGGUCGUCCCCGUGCUCGUCAAACUGCUCGAUUUGGGCUCUGAUCUGGAGGUCAAGGAGAAAGCCGUGGCUGCCAUCUCCAGAGUCUCGACAGUGGAGAGCAGCAAGCACCUGCUGAUCGCCGAGGGGCUACUUCUCCUGAACCAUCUCCUCCGGGUCCUCGAAUCAGGGAGCGGGUUCGCCAGGGAGAAGGCCUGUGUCGCCCUCCGAGCUCUGAGCUUUUCCAAGGAAAACGCGUGGGCUAUCGGGUGCAGGGGCGGCAUCUCCUCUCUGCUGGAGAUAUGCGUGGCGGGCACGCCCGGCUCCCAAGCUUUUGCAGCAGGGGUCUUGAGAAACCUGGCCGCAUUUCGGGAGAUCAGGGAGAAUUUCGUGGAGGAGAAUGCGGUCGUGGUGCUUCUGGGGCUCGCAGCUUCGGGGACUGCUCUGGCCCAGGAGAAUGCAUUUGGGUGUCUACAUAAUUUGGUGUCCAACGAUGAGAAUCUGAAGUUGCUGGUGGUCAGGGAGAAGGGGAUCGAGUGUCUGAAGGAUUACUGGGAUUCCUCUCCCAGUGACAAUCGAGGACUCGAAGUAGCAAUCGAGCUUCUGACCCAGCUGGCAUCCUACCAGCCAAUCGGGGAGGUCUUGAUCUCGGAUGGGUUCAUCCCUCGGCUCUGCACAGCUCUGAGCUGUGGGGCCAUGGGCGUGAGGGUGGCUGCUGCUCUGUGCAUUUACGAGCUGGCUUUGAGCCCGAAAACGAAGAAGGAAAUUGGGGAGUGUGGGUCCAUCAAUGUGCUGGCCAAGAUGUUGGACGGGAAGGCUAUAGAGGAGAAGGAAGCAGCUGCAAAGGGGCUGUCUAGCCUGUUGCAGUACGCGGGCAAUCGGAGGAUGUUCAGAAAGGAAGAUGGCGGGGUCAGGAGUGCAGUUCAGCUGCUGGAUCCCUCCAUCCUGAAUCUGGAUAAGAGAUACCCGAUCUUGGUAUUGGCCUCGCUGACCCAUUCGAAGAAAUGCAGGAAGCGGAUGGCUGCUGCAGGUGCCUGCGACUACUUGCAGAAGCUUGCCGAUAUGGAUAUAGAGGGCGCCAAGAAGCUCUACGGAAGCAUUAGGCGGGGAAAUAUCUGGAACGUGUUCUCCACACCCUGACUCGCAUGGCAUUGAUCGUGGUCUAUCUAGACUUCAAUCUGACCGACACAGAGAUUUUAAUUUUCAACUUACACCCAUAUCAAUGGUACAGUAAUUUGAAGAGAAGAUUAUCAUUCAUCUAUCUUAUCCUUAUCCCAUGUAUGUAUAUAUUCGUGUACAUAUAUAUUCACAUAUAUAUGGAAUGUAUGUAUGUAUGAAUGUAUGCAUGUACAUUAGUUACUUACAGUUGUUUCUUUUCUUUUUCGUUCGCCUCUUUCUGUUGGUGGGUUUCAUUUCAUAGAUCUGUCAAUGAUUGUUAGAUAGGCAUGCAAGCAGGCGUCACUUCUGAUCUCUCAGUGUCAAGGGGAUAGAUGCUUGGAGGAAAGGCUGGAGCCAAUGGAAUCUUGGUUGGUGAACUAACUGGGUUGACGUUUAUUUGUUUUGGUAGGAGAAAGAAAUUAAAAAAAAAAAAAAAAGGAAAUCGGAGGAGGUGUGAGUAGAUUAUUAGCUUCUGCUUUGCUUGCAUGUGUUGACUUGACUACUGUGGGAUAUAUAAGGAGACAAGAGUUUCCACCAACGGUGAUGUUUUCUUACUUUUA